GCCACGCUGGCUAGUCUCUGGUAUAUGUAUGUACCUAUGCCGAGACCAUAGCUCAACAGCUUAUAGGGCUGCGGCCGACGAUCAUUGCCGUGCGGGGAGGAGCUGUAAACGGAUGGGGCUACAUUCCAAGUUCCAAGAUCACCAUACGAUGUCCCGACAGUCCCGUGCCACCCGCACAAAGAAAGUCCGGGGUUGCUGAAUACGAACAUGAGCCGCACACUUGCCGUUACAUUCACUAGCUAUGUAUUCAGGAAAUCAAGAUUCAAAGUCUCUUGAUAGAUCUCGCGCUGUCCCCGUCAUGUGACUAUGGAAAGACGAACGAAAGACCCGCUACGUCAAUACGAGCUUCAACCAGAGGAUCUCUUUGAUGGCUGAGUCGAAUAGGGGAUGGCGAAACUCGCCCGUCCCGCUGAUAGGUCGACAAUACGGAAUAACUAGAUAUGAUGAUGAUGGUUCUUGGACAAUUCUGUAUAUAAAGCUUGCGAACCUCCUGCCAAUAUGCUUCUAUCUCAUCACUAUCACCAUCACCAUCACCAUCAACAUCAUCAUCACAACUACAAAACACUUUACUCACUCAACCAAUCACUACGACUUUUAGUCUUAAUACCUAAAUCUUAAAAACAACAUCUCAACCGCCACCAUGAAGUUCACCAGCACCGCCGUCGCCGCCAUCUUCGCCGCCACCGCCAUGGCAGCUCCCACCCCCUCUCCUGAGGCCAAAUCCGCAGUGGCCGACGUCCCCGAGUGGACGAUCGAGAGCCUGAAGCGCGGCUGCAACGCCGCCAACACGCAGUGCAUCUGGACCUUCAGCAUCAACACACACCUAGCCGACCCGACUCCCUGCGAGUUCACCGUCAAGGGCGUCAACAACGUCCCCGCCAGCGAGACCGACAGCAGCGGCAACAUCUGCGGCCCCUUCACCGUCGGUUCCGGCUGGAGCGGCCAAUUCGGCCCCGGCAACGGCUUCACCGUCUUGAGCGUCGUCGACGAGGCCAACAAGCUGAUCGCCUGGCCCUCGUACACCGACAAGGCGCUCGAGGGCAAUGUUGUUGUGUCCCCUGACCUGAGCUGGCCUGUUACUUCUCUCCAGUUCUAAGCUGUUGCGGACAGUAGGCAGGAGAGCGUUGGAGAUGAAGGUGGAGGUGGAGAAGAGGAAGAAAAGUGUCAUGUUCACGCGGAAAUAUAAAUAUAAUUGUUCAAUGUUAAUAGCAUAGCGUCACCGGGUUUGCAUAUGGGUACAUCAUAAUACAUAGCGUCACUCCUUAUUCAUCUUAAGCCUCGAGCCUAACUACUUGUGAAUGAUUCAUUUUUCCUUGUUUUCGUUUAAGCUAAUUUCCCCUUGCUCUCUUUAA
Daldinia decipiens is the source of this 1352-nucleotide messenger RNA. Its product is annotated as small secreted protein. NCBI's taxonomy places the organism in Eukaryota, Fungi, Ascomycota, Sordariomycetes, Xylariales, Hypoxylaceae. The coding region runs from base 641 to 1096 and encodes 151 amino acids. The record is from RefSeq and is a predicted model, not a curated record. The transcript has a single exon.